Messenger RNA from Colletotrichum scovillei, 1287 nucleotides. Its product is annotated as pentatricopeptide repeat domain-containing protein. Lineage: Eukaryota; Fungi; Ascomycota; Sordariomycetes; Glomerellales; Glomerellaceae. The record is from RefSeq and is a predicted model, not a curated record. The transcript has a single exon. The coding region runs from base 1 to 1287 and encodes 428 amino acids. Gene Ontology annotation, molecular function: protein binding.
AUGGUGCACUACACGGCAGUGAUCAGGUCGCUGUGCCUGACAGAUCAGAAUGAAGUCGCAGGGGAGGUCUUCCGGGUUAUGCAACGGCACAACUUUGAACCAGACAUGAUCAUGUGGUCUACUCUGUUAGACGGAGGAAAGCGAGCUCUUUCGCCGUCGAGUAUCGAAUCUGCCGUCAUAGGAGCUGUCGAGGGCAACGAGAUCGAUGUUCCCUUCUUCAACGACCUACUGAUGUGCCUGCUCCACUUCUGCAAGUGGACGCCCGGUGUCAUGCCGGCCUUUGGGCCAAUGUUACACUUCUACUCAAAGGUGUUCCAUUUGGCACCAUUGCAGGCUCUCCUUCCCGUGGACCUGUCAAUGUACCUCGAGGGCCAAGAAGGCCUGCAGAUGCCAGCGGAUUGGGAGUUGGCUCGACAAUUGUUUCCUGCACUUGACAGGGCCAUGUCCGCGGUCCAUGAGAAGAUGGAACCGACGAGUGCAACCCUGAGCAUCAUGUUCCUCGCAUACGUGAGGAGCAUGUCACAGCCCAUCAACCUCAUUUCACUCUACGCGUAUCUCAGACAGGAGAUCCUGAAGGGCAGCCCCGGCGCCACCAAGCUGGUGCAGGAGAAGGGGUCAUUCAUGUACGACGUCCUUAUCAAGGCGCUCUGCAAAUAUCCAGGCAUGCUACGUGCCGCGUUGGAUAUCGUCGGCGACAUGCUCAAGUACACGCUCGAAGAGCGGAGCAGAGCAGCCGACGCAGCGAAGCAAUCUUCAAAGCGGAGAAGGGACAGCAGGGGGACUGAGGUCAAGGAGACCGAGGUUCAACCGACUGGGGCUCAAGAUAGACAAGCACCGGAGAGCAAAGUCCCGCAGAGCGAUAUCAAGGAGACUGACGUUUCUCCCGCGCCACUGCACCCUGCUCCAAGCGUCUACACCUGGAGCAUCCUCCUGCACGGCUUCAGUAAGGAAAAGGGCUCCGGGGAGCGAAUCCUCGCCCAAAUGCGUCAGCACGGCGUCGAGCCGAACCUGGUCACCUGGAACACCCUGAUCGCGGGCUACGCCAGGGCCCAGGACGUCAACAAGACGGUGCUGUCCCUCCAGCGCCUCGAGGCCUCGGGCCACGAGGCGGACGACUUUACGCUGCGGGCCUUUUCUCGGCUGGUCAACAGGGAGCUCGCGCUGAGGAAGAUGGAGGACGCUCUCACGCGGAGGGCGACGAGGGACGAGAUGAAGAGGCUUGAGGAGCAGAGGAUGGCUGAGCUGCCGCUUGGUCCUGAGGCGAAGGGGAGGCUGAGCGUGCUGUGA